Molecule: messenger RNA, 291 nt
Organism: Nematocida homosporus
Lineage: Eukaryota; Fungi; Microsporidia
Product: small ubiquitin-related modifier
Exons: 1
Coding region: 1-291 (96 amino acids)
Biological process (GO): protein sumoylation
Cellular component (GO): nucleus
Molecular function (GO): ubiquitin-like protein ligase binding; protein tag activity
Source: RefSeq, a predicted model, not a curated record
AUGAGAAUAGAAGAACUUAAUGAGCAUCCUAAGAAGGAAACUACUAAAGAACCAACUAAUACAUUAGUUAUUCGCUUAAGAGAUGAAAGUGGUGCGAUUUGGUCCUAUCGUUUGAAAAAGACUACGAUGCUUAAGAAGGUCUUUGAUGAGUACACUCGUCGUAUUGGCAGUCAAGCUAAACUUCGCUUUAGUUACAACAAUCGGACUUUGGGUGAAUCUGAGACUCCAGACCAGCUAGAAAUGGCUGAUUCUGAUAUAAUUGAUGUCUAUUCAGCCCAAGUAGGUGGCUAA